Aspergillus novofumigatus IBT 16806 is the source of this 3447-nucleotide messenger RNA. Its product is annotated as glycosyltransferase. The record is from RefSeq and is a predicted model, not a curated record. NCBI's taxonomy places the organism in Eukaryota, Fungi, Ascomycota, Eurotiomycetes, Eurotiales, Aspergillaceae. Gene Ontology annotation, molecular function: hexosyltransferase activity; UDP-glycosyltransferase activity. Gene Ontology annotation, biological process: carbohydrate metabolic process. The coding region runs from base 1 to 3447 and encodes 1148 amino acids. The transcript has 5 exons.
AUGGUAGCGCAACCUCCCUCAAAGGGCCGACGCAUUCAGGAGACCGCGGCGGAACAACCCACAGCCUCAAUACACAACGCCCUCCUGCAACAAAUCGGCCUCGACGAUCAAGAGCUGGCCGAGGACUACGUGCGCCUUCCUGCUUACGGCGAUUAUUAUGGCGAGUUUCACGAUGAAAGGAACGGUGCUGGCACCAGCGCCCAGCUCACCGACGAUGGCCGUAUCGCCAUCCGCAUCAAUCACUUCAAUCGCCAACUGUCCCAGAUUAUUGCUCCCGCUCUACAUCAACACAUCCAGGAUGUAGAAGACAGUCACCCGCUCCCUCCCCCAUACGUUCCUCCUUCCCUGGGAGGCGAUCUGUCAGUUCGUUCACCUCCGCCCUUGAACAUAGUCAUCCAGGUCGUGGGCUCUCGCGGAGAUGUACAACCGUUCGUUGCCUUGGGAAAAGUCUUGAAAGACGCCUACGGCCAUCGUGUACGUCUGGCGACACACUCCACCUUCGAGGACUUUGUUCAGCAGCAUGGCCUGGAAUUCUUCAACAUUGGCGGCGACCCUACCCGGUUGAUGGCCUUCAUGGUCAAGAAUCCCGGCUUGAGGCCGGGCUUUCGGAGCGUAAUGAGCGGAGAUGUCGGCCAGCAAAGAAAACAUGUUGCCGAGUACAUUCAAGGCUGCUGGCGGUCCUGUUACAGAGCUGAUGAUGGAACUGAUGACCUUUUCGAGUCCUCGGGAAGCGAUUCUGGCUCUAGGCCUAUAGCAAAACAUUUUGUUGCUGAUUGUAUCAUCGCUAACCCCCCGAGCUUUGCCCAUAUCCAUUGCGCAGAGAAGCUCGGCAUCCCGCUCCAUAUUAUGUUCACUAUGCCAUAUUCUCCUACCCAGGCCUUUCCUCAUCCCCUGGCCAACAUUCAAGCCUCAAAUGCCGACCCUCAACUUACCAAUUACAUCAGCUAUGCCCUGAUCGAACUACUCUCAUGGCAGGCCCUCGGUGAUAUCAUCAAUCGAUUUCGUGUGAAGUGUCUCAGUUUGGAUCCCGUAAGUACCAUCUGGGGCCCCGGGAUGCUUCAGCGUCUUAGGAUCCCCCACACCUACUGUUGGUCUCCGGCCCUGGUGCCCAAACCGAAAGACUGGGGCUCUCACAUAUCCAUCUCCGGAUUCUACUUUCUUCAUAUGGCCUCUGAUUACACACCUGCCCGAUUUGGGAGCAUCGUUUUGGAUGACCCCGACACGCUGACGGAACUCAUUUUCGCCGCCGUGAGGAAGACUGGCCAACGUGUGCUCCUUUCAAAAGGCUGGGGAGGUAUGGGCGCAGAUGAGCUUCGUAUCCCCGAUGGUGUCUUCAUGCUAGAUAACGUGCCGCACGACUGGCUCUUCAAGCAUGUCUCGUGCGUCGUGCACCAUGGUGGCGCGGGAACCACGGCGGCAGGCAUCACCGCAGGCCGGCCGACUGUGGUCGUUCCCUUCUUCGGAGACCAGCCUUUCUGGGGCGCCAUGAUCGCGCGAGCAGGCGCAGGCCCCAGUCCGAUCCCACACAAACAACUCACGGCAGACAAACUAGCCGAGGCCAUCAACUUCUGUCUGACCCCCAGAUGCCUGGAGCGCGCCAGAGAGCUUGCAAGCAAGAUCGCGGCAGAGCGAGGUAGUGACAGGGGUGCCCAGUCGUUCCAUCAGUCCCUCAACCUUGACCGGCUCCGCUGCACUCUCGCACCAUCCCGACCCGCUGUGUGGCGCGUCAGGCGCACCAAGGUCAGGUUGAGUGCUUUUGCUGCCUGUACUUUGACGAACGCAGGGCUGUUAGAUUUCGAUGACUUGAAGCUCUUCAGACCGCAAGAACAUUACACCGACGAGGGUCCCUGGGAUCCGAUCUCCGGAGGGUUUACAGCAUUUGUGAGGGCUUUCGGCGGCAUGACGAUGGGGCUAGCUGAUGUUCCUUCGGAGACAUGGAGAGCUUUACAGAUGCCGGCUGGGCGGAGCCGACAGCAGUCCCAGGCAUCGGCAUCGACGACCGCGAGCAGAAGUGAGGUCUCGCAUGUGGGGGAAAGAUCGAAUUUGUCGAUUCCAUCUAGACCGAGUAGGCAAUGCUCCGUCGGAGAGGACUCUCCUACACUUGCUCGGAACGCUUCCACCCUCUCCGGUCGGUCAACUCUAACAUCCAACGUGCCCACACCAGGCCAGUCGGAUCCCAGAAUAGACGAUCCUGGUCGAGGUCCAUCCCGCAGUCGGAAAGAAUCUGACGCCGGCAAACAACCCGACAUGUUCCGUCCGACUGGCGUGCAUGUGAGCAAAGGCGCUGGGCGUUUCGUCAAGGCGGUUGUGCAAGGACCUGUGGAUAUUUCAGUGAAUUUCGCGAGAGGCUUUCACAACAUGCCUAGGCUUUGGGGAGAUGACACCGUACGCGCUCAGGAAAGAGUUAGCGAUUUCAAGUCAGGUGUCAAGGCAGUAGGAAGAGAGUUUGGCUAUGGCUGGUACGAUGGCGUUACUGGCCUGGUCACUCAGCCCUGGAAAGGCGCCCAAAAAGGGGGUGCCAGCGGCUUUGUCAAAGGAAUUGGCAAAGGAAUCGGGGGAUUCUUCGCCAAGCCGGGCGCAGCCCUUUUUGGUAUCCUGGGCCAUACGAUGCAGGGGGUCAGCAAAGAGGUGCAGAAGUUGUUCGGCAGUGAUGUGCAGAGCUAUAUCAUCUCGUCUAGGGCAGCUCAAGGGUACGAGGAGUGGCUGCAGGGCUCCGAAGCAGAAAAGCAAGACGUUAUCACUCGCACCAUGCUCGACAUGGGUGGUUCAGAGUCACCUCUGCAUGCUGCCAACACGGGACCCGGAAGAUUGUGGGAAGCAGCUGAAGCCACGUCGAGCGGAGACCGGCACGUUCACCAGACAGAUCGGGAUCUGGGUGAAGAGAAAACGCCACAAGAGAAGACAGAAGAAGAGGUUGCAAUAGAGCGCAUCAAGAAGCAGAGUCUGUUGGAAGUGCAACACCAAAACAAAGACGAUUCGGUCCUGCAGACGGCAAACCUCAGGCAGUUGCAGGUCGUUGUAAUCCCGGAUUGCAUUGCGAAGAUCGGCCUCGCUCGUAUCGGGUGCGUACGACUGCUCCCGGACCACGAAGGCCAGAGCUCGCUCGCCAGCUACUUCGUCAGGGAUACUAAUGACGGCCUCCUCGGCGACGGUGGCGUGUUGGACCAGGUGUUCCUCGUUUUGGCCGGGGGCGACUUGACUGCCCUACAAAGUAAUAGGUUGGCCAGAGUGCGCGAAUUCACACGUCGUCUUGGUAUGCCCACUCACCUUGACCUUGAUCAUGUCACGGAUGCGAUCUACAAUGAACAGAUGGUUCUCACUGCUAGGGGCCGUGCGGAAGAGGCCGACGUCACCUGUUGGCCACCAGAAGUCCGCAUUGUCUGUAGGCGGGAGAAGCGCAUCGCUGGCAGAGUCAAUGUACCCGCGCACAAGGCGGCCGCUACCUGA